Messenger RNA from Thalassophryne amazonica, 2460 nucleotides. RefSeq names its product PRELI domain-containing protein 1, mitochondrial-like. The transcript is spliced from 6 exons. Gene Ontology annotation, molecular function: phosphatidic acid transfer activity. Gene Ontology annotation, biological process: phospholipid transport. NCBI's taxonomy places the organism in Eukaryota, Metazoa, Chordata, Actinopteri, Batrachoidiformes, Batrachoididae. Gene Ontology annotation, cellular component: mitochondrial intermembrane space. The record is from RefSeq and is a predicted model, not a curated record. Bases 265 to 945 code for a protein of 226 amino acids.
UAACAUUAUCUGUCUUGUUUUGUCACAUGCAACACGAUGGCUGUAAUUAGCAUACCUUAGCUUUUUGUUCUGUGUGUUUGAUGUACGUUUUCAGUAUGCAAAAUGUGCUUAUUACUUUAAAUAAGCCUUUUUAAUAGCAGUCAUCUCAGGAUUGGGUCAAACUUUGAAUGGAGUCGGGGCCACAGUUUCUGUUGUCUUGUACAGUUGUAGUGAGAAAUCUGAAGGUUUGGUGUUGCGGGCAUUCUGCACUUCAACAAGAUAAGAAUGGUCAAAUAUUUCUGUCAUAACACAGACAUCAGGAGUACAUGGGACCAUGUGGUCUCUGCUUUCUGGCAGAGGUAUCCCAACCCUUUCAGCACCCAUGUUCUCACAGAGGAUGUUGUGUAUCGGGAAGUGACUGCAGACCAGAAACUCCUCUCCAGACGCCUCCUGACGAAAACCAAUCGACUGCCUCGCUGGGCAGAACGCUUCUUCCCUGCUGGAAUAUCUCGCUGUGUGUACAUUAUUGAGGACUCCAUUGUGGACCCCGUCAACAGGAGCCUGACUACCUACACCUGGAACCUCAACCACACAACCCUCAUGUCAGUUGAAGAACGUUGUGUUUUCCACGAAUCAAGGGAGCAGACCGCCACCACCCAACUGAAACGCGAGGCUUGGAUAUCUUCGAGUAUAUACGGCUUCUCCAGACCAGUUCAGGAGUUUGGAUUGGCUCGUUUCAAGAGUAAUCAAGGGAAGGCCAUGAAAGGGCUGGAAUACACGCUGGCAAACCUGCAGGGUCUCUGGCACAGACUUCUCCCACAGUGUGUCGGCUCUGCAGAACGCCAUCAGUGCCUGACAUCCUGCCAGCCGUCUCUACUGCAGCAUGGAACGCUGCUCCCGUCUCAGACUUCUGAUGAGCACCCAGACCGGAGCAUCACUCGACAAAGAUUUACUUAUUUUUUGUAAAUGCUGGAAAGAGGGGAUGCUGACCAAAAGUCUACAUUUAACAUGUCGGUAAAGCUAUUUGUGUGGCAUCUCAUAAGUAUUCUUACUAACUGUUCUACAAGGAAGGUUUAAAUAAAGUGACUUUUGGUUUGGCAGGAAUAAUAUCUGAUGGCGAUGGGCUGCCGCUACACGCCUCGUGACGUCACUAUGACGUCUUCAGUGCCAAUUUAGGUUGAUAAUCAAACGAGACGCGUGUGUGAUCAGAUCCCAGUUUUCACUGUUUUAUGUCAGACCCAUAAUCAUAUGUAAUAGCUGUUGAUGCUUUUGGGGGGUGGGGUGGAUGAUCUAAAUUCAACACUGUGUUAACAAAAAAAUGUUAGAAGCAUUUGUUUUUGUUGCUGUGCACCUUUGCAGCAUCCAGACAACCUGUAAUUCCAGUCUGAGCAGUGUGAUUUAAUCCUGAUUUGUGAGCCUUCAGACUUUAAAAGCAGUCUGAGGUGAUCUGAUCUCACAGGCUGGAAAGAAGACACAUGAAGUGACGUAGUGUAGUCAGCGCCACCCUUUCUGAUUUCAUGCGUGAACCCCUUAUCCCGCGUCACGAUCAAAUCUCUCAUCGCACUGUGCUUUUGUGUUUGAGAGAAUCUGCUCAUUGGCAUAAAUCUCUGUGCAACAGUAACACAAAUGAAAGUACAAAAUUUCUUUUGCACUUACAGAUUAUUAAAGGGGUCACAUUAUACACUUUUUCAUAAAGCUGAUAGAGGUUUCCAGGUGUCUUCACAAAUUGUUUUCAGGGCAAAAAUUACUAAAAGUGACUUGUUUCUGUGGCUGCUGCUGGCCACACCCCCACUUAAUUUUUAAACGGCAUCAUGUGUCACAAUUCUAAAAUGAGCCAUUUUAGGCCUAGAUUUUACUUUAACGAGGAGAAUUUGAGUUGUUUAACAUGAAGGCCCUGCUACAUGCAACUGUAAAAGAAACAUUAAGAAUUAAAGAUUUGAAUCAAUAUGACCCCUUUAAGCUUUAAUCUUAGUGAAGAAUCCCUUUAAUGUUCAUAUACUUUCUUUAAAAAAUAUUUUUUUCUGCCUCUGGGGGUUAAAAAUAGCAACAGUUACUGUUUUAAUUCAUAUAAUCUCUUUAAGAAAAUAACUUUUUAAGAAUUUACAUAACCACUAUCCAUCCAGCAGAAAAACUAAAUCUCAUGUCUUCAAAAAGCACUCACUGCGAGCGCGCUGUACACAUUUGUUCAGUGAUGCCACUGAAAAAUUCUAUUCUCGCACAUGACCCUCAACUCAGCGCUUCUCUUCUUCAACCCUGUCACAUUUCUACUGGGAGGUUCUGUGCAAGAGAAUCUUGUCUCUGUUCAUUUGACCAACAAAUUCAAAAAGGACAUUUUUGCUAUUAAAAAAAAACAGUCAUACUUUUUGACAUGAAUGUAAACUCAAUUCCAAAAAAAAACAAAAAAAAAAACAGCUUUUCCUAAAUGCUUUUAACUAACUUGUGUCCUCCAGCAGUGUGCGGAGCGAGUGCAGAUCAGAGGUA